Messenger RNA from Chinchilla lanigera (long-tailed chinchilla), 1195 nucleotides. It is a transcript of the gene Hacd1, whose product is annotated as 3-hydroxyacyl-CoA dehydratase 1. Gene Ontology annotation, molecular function: 3-hydroxyacyl-CoA dehydratase activity. NCBI's taxonomy places the organism in Eukaryota, Metazoa, Chordata, Mammalia, Rodentia, Chinchillidae. Gene Ontology annotation, biological process: fatty acid elongation; sphingolipid biosynthetic process; very long-chain fatty acid biosynthetic process. The record is from RefSeq and is a predicted model, not a curated record. Gene Ontology annotation, cellular component: endoplasmic reticulum membrane.
GUGGUUGGUUCUAGCUAUUGCCAUGGUACGUUUUUACAUGGAAAAAGGAACACACAGAGGUUUAUAUAAAAGUAUUCAGAAGACACUUAAAUUUUUCCAAACAUUUGCCUUGCUUGAGAUAGUCCACUGUUUAAUUGGAAUUGUACCUACUUCUGUGCUUGUGACUGGGGUCCAAGUGAGUUCAAGAAUCUUUAUGGUGUGGCUGGUUACUCACAGUAUAAAACCGGUCCAGAAUGAGGAGAGUGUGGUGCUUUUUCUGGUCUCGUGGACGGUGACUGAGAUCACUCGCUAUUCCUUCUACACAUUCAGCCUUCUCGACCACUUGCCGUACUUCAUUAAAUGGGCCAGAUAUAAUUUUUUUAUCAUCUUAUAUCCCGUUGGAGUUGCUGGUGAACUUCUCACAAUAUACGCUGCCUUGCCAUAUGUGAAGAAAACAGGAAUGUUUUCAAUAAGACUUCCUAACAAAUACAAUGUCUCUUUUGACUACUACUAUUUUCUUCUUAUAACCAUGGCUUCAUAUAUACCGUUGUUUCCACAGCUCUAUUUUCACAUGUUACGUCAAAGAAGAAAGGUGCUUCAUGGAGAGGUGAUCGUAGAAAAAGAUGAUUAAAGAUCCCUACAAACAAGGUGCUUUUUCCAGAAUAACCAGGAUUACUUGAGUCCAAGUUUUAAUAACAAGAAUAAAAAACUCCAUGAAAGAUCACAGAUCGUAUUGUUUCUUAAAAUAUAAUUCAAAACACAUGGUGUUUACCAAUGUUUGUCUUCAUAUUGUGUCAUGUCUGUUUUUUUAUAAAAACUGUGCCACUAUUAUCAACUCUUGGGUAGGUCGCGAUCAUUUAGAAAAUAAUUGGAUGUAAUAUGUGGGGGGAAAAUUGUGUUAGUUUCAGUUAAUUUUUGGCAACAUAUGCUCAAGGCUUUUAAAAUCAAUGUUUAGAAAUUAAUUUAAUAACAAUAUUGUGACACCUGCCAGUGAUAUUUAUGUGAUACUUAUAGAUGAAAAUAGAAAAUUACAAUAACUUGCUGAUAUGUUGAAACCCACAAUCUAUUUUUCAAAUUAUAAGCCAGGAUUUAUGAUAAAUAACAAUAUUUGAAAGUGAAUAAUUUGCUGUAGUAAUACUUUUACUAUAAAAUAGCAGGAUAAACCAAAAAUAUUUAAGAUGUCACAAUGUGUUUUUUUUUUUUUUUUCUGGAAAUA